This is a messenger RNA of Hemicordylus capensis (graceful crag lizard), 672 nucleotides long. It is a transcript of the gene PXMP4, whose product is annotated as peroxisomal membrane protein 4. Gene Ontology annotation, cellular component: peroxisomal membrane. NCBI's taxonomy places the organism in Eukaryota, Metazoa, Chordata, Lepidosauria, Squamata, Cordylidae. The record is from RefSeq and is a predicted model, not a curated record. The transcript is spliced from 5 exons.
AUGAGCGGCGGCCUGAGCAAGCGGGAGGUGGAGGCUGCGGGAUGGCCUGGCCGGGCCAUCCAAGAUAUGGAAGAGGCAGCAGCCUGGCCGGGACUGGCCGCCGGAGGCAGGAGGCAUGAAGGACCUGGCUGUGGCGUGGGAAAAAUUCAUGCCCCUCAUGCUUUGGUGGUGGUGUUUCUGUUCAGAAUUGGAAGUUUAAGGAAGAAAUUGAUAGCAAUAUUUCAAGGUACUUACACCCAUUCCAGAAAACUUCCAUGUUUUGUAUUCAUGUAUAAGGGUCUGAUGGCCUUGCAGUCCAGUAUACAGGGAAAGAAGAUUCCACUUCACUCUUUUCUUGCAGCCUGUAUUGGGGGCUGGUUAGUAUUUUGGCGGAACAAUAAUAUCAACAGCCAGGUGAGCAACUACCUGCUCUCUCAUCGUUUGUUUGGCUUGUCUUGACUGGCAGUGGAGAAGGGCUACAUUUUGGACCCAAAAUGGGAUUCCUUCCCACUCUUUGCUGCUCUGAAUUGUGGGAUUGUUCUCUGGCUCCUCGAGUAUCAUCAACACACAUCAUUGAUAUCAUCAACAUACUCUUCAUUGUGUCAAGGAUACGUCUAUGAGGAAGGUAAUGUCUGGCAUGAUGUUUCUGACUUUGUCAUGUAUAAUGAAAGAUCCAUAAGCAAAUAUUUUUGA